Molecule: messenger RNA, 571 nt
Organism: Daucus carota subsp. sativus
Lineage: Eukaryota; Viridiplantae; Streptophyta; Magnoliopsida; Apiales; Apiaceae
Product: glutaredoxin-C13
Exons: 1
Coding region: 148-462 (104 amino acids)
Cellular component (GO): nucleus; cytoplasm
Source: RefSeq, a predicted model, not a curated record
UUCGAGCCUAGAAUCUAAGUAAAGCCCUAGACUUUUAAAUAUUCUUACAUGGUGGAAUUAGUCCAGAAUUGGUUAAGUAUAAAUAGAUGAGCACUGAGGACUUAGAGUUCAAGCAACCUAAGCUUCUAACUAGUUUCUCCUCUGGAGAUGGAGAAGAUCUCGCGACUGGUGUCAGAGAAUGGAGUUGUGAUCUUCAGCAAGAGCACAUGCUGUUUGUGCUAUGCGGUGGACAUUCUGUUUCAAGAACUGGAAGUGAGGCCAGUCGUUUAUGAAAUCGACAAAGAUCCCGAGGGAAGGGAAAUGGAGAAGGCUCUCUACCGGUUGGGGUGCAGUGCGCCCGCGGUUCCAGCAGUGUUCAUAGGAGGCAAGCUUGUGGGAUCAACCAAUGAAGUCAUGUCACUUCACUUGAGUGGCUCCCUUGUAACUCUGAUCAAGCCAUACCAGGCUGUGUUAUCAAAUUAAACAAUACCAUGUCAACAAAAACAAUGUAACAUUCUAAGAUAAAAAUAAGCUUGGCUCAGUAGCACUUUCAGCUCCCUUUUAAUCAGUCUAUAUAAUUUGAUCUUAGGCA